AUGAGCGACUUCGACGACUGCGGCAGCCGCGGGGCCUCGGCCGGCAUGUAUCUGCCGGGCUGCGCCGCCGCCUACUACGUGUCGCCCUCGGACUUCGCCGGCAAGGCGCCCUUCCUGCCCCAGUCGCCCUCCUGCCAGGUGGCCUUCCCCUACGCCUCCAACCUGCCGCCCGUGCGCGACGUGGCCGCCUUCCGCGACUACGCGGGCGGCGGCGCUGGCGGCGCGGGCGGCGGGCCGGCCGGCAAGUGGCCGUACCGGGGCAGCUACGCGCCCUACUACGAGGAGGUCAUGCACGGCAGGGACUUCCUCCCGCCGCCCGCCCGCCGCGCCGACGUGCUCUUCAAGAGCGACCCGCUGUGCGGCGCCCCCCACCCCGGGGCCGCCGCCGCCUCCGGCUUCUACAGCGCCGUGGGCAGGAACGGCAUCCUCCCGCAGGGCUUCGACCAGUUCUACGAGACGACGGCUGGAGGGGCCCCCUACCCCGAGCAGGCCGGCCCGGAGGGCGGCAAGGGCGACCUCAAGCCCCUCGCCGGCACUUGUGGCAAAGCCUCGCCUCUGCCCGCCCAGGAGAAGAAGGCGGCCAGCCAGCCCGGCCCGGAGUCCCCCCCGGGGGAGGCCGGGGCAGAGAAGAGCAGCGCUUCAGCAAUUCCCCAGCGGUCCCGGAAAAAGAGAUGUCCUUACACCAAGUACCAAAUACGGGAACUAGAACGGGAGUUUUUCUUCAACGUGUACAUAAACAAAGAAAAAAGACUCCAGUUGUCCAGGAUGUUGAACCUCACAGAUCGGCAAGUUAAAAUAUGGUUCCAAAAUCGAAGGAUGAAAGAAAAGAAACUGAACAGAGACCGACUGCAGUAUUUCACUGGGAAUCCCUUGUUUUGA
Eublepharis macularius is the source of this 879-nucleotide messenger RNA. RefSeq names its product homeobox D11 (gene HOXD11). Gene Ontology annotation, cellular component: nucleus. Gene Ontology annotation, molecular function: RNA polymerase II cis-regulatory region sequence-specific DNA binding; DNA-binding transcription factor activity, RNA polymerase II-specific. Gene Ontology annotation, biological process: regulation of transcription by RNA polymerase II; anatomical structure development. Lineage: Eukaryota; Metazoa; Chordata; Lepidosauria; Squamata; Eublepharidae. The transcript is spliced from 2 exons. Bases 1 to 879 code for a protein of 292 amino acids. The record is from RefSeq and is a predicted model, not a curated record.